UCAGAUGGUGUGGUGGCUGUACCUGUCCGGGCUGGUGCUUGCCGUGCUCAUCCCGGCCGGAGGGCAGGUGGCUCCCAAGGACCUGGAGGAGCUGUCCAGAUGGAAGCUGUUGGGAGCCCAGAACUCCCAGAGCUUCCUGUCCCACGUCAAGCGACACUCGGAGGGGACCUUCACCAGCGACUUCACGCGGUACCUGGACAGGAUGAAGGCCAAGGACUUCGUGCAUUGGCUCAUCAACACAAAGAGGUACAAUUAACAGCAAAUCCAGGCAGCAGCUCUCCAUCCACAUCCAUGUGGGAAGGUUGGGCCUCUCCUCAUCCGCCGGGAUCAGGAGCUCCACAGAAGGAUUCACCCAUCACCUGCAGCUCCUGGAUCCAGCCCAUGGCCCCUGGGAGCUCCACAGGAAGAAUUCACCCAUCACCCAUAGAUCCCAGACCCAGCCUGCGCUUCCUGGGAGCUCCAGGUGAUGGGUGAAUCCUUCCCCUGCCGCUCCCAAGCCCAGUCCAUGGUCCCUGGGAGCUCCACAGAAGAAUUCCCAGCCCCCAGACCCUGUCCAUAGUCCCAGAGCUUCACAGAAGGAUUCACCCAUCACCCACAGCUCCUGGACCCAGUCCCCAGUCCCUUGGAGCUCCAGGGAAGGAUUCACAGCUCCCAGACCCAGCCUGUGGUCCCUGGGAGCUCCACAGGAUUCACCCAUCACCUGCAGCUCCUGGAUCCAGCCCAUGGUCCCUAGGAGAUCCACAGAAGGAUUCCCCCAUCACCCACAAAUCCCAG
Messenger RNA from Zonotrichia albicollis (white-throated sparrow), 774 nucleotides. Its product is annotated as pro-glucagon. Gene Ontology annotation, molecular function: hormone activity; glucagon receptor binding. The record is from RefSeq and is a predicted model, not a curated record. Gene Ontology annotation, cellular component: extracellular region. NCBI's taxonomy places the organism in Eukaryota, Metazoa, Chordata, Aves, Passeriformes, Passerellidae. Gene Ontology annotation, biological process: negative regulation of apoptotic process; adenylate cyclase-modulating G protein-coupled receptor signaling pathway; positive regulation of insulin secretion involved in cellular response to glucose stimulus.